UAAAGAUGGCGGCGUCAGAGGGGGCGCGCAGCGGCUGGACAACAGAGAAGCGAUUCUGAUAAGCUCCAGUUUGAUCGAAUUAAUCUCGCAGGGUACUACCGAGUACCGCUCGGAUACAGUUUGGAUAAUCGGGAUAGAAACAGUUGCUGUCACGGACUGGGGGUGCGAGUUUAUUGUUUAAGCCAGGGUGGGUGGGUUUCACUGAUAGUCUGCUAACAGUAGCUACCAGGCUAGCCAGGGGAGCUAACACGGGCUAGUCAACGUUAGCUCGGUGGAGAACAGCGCAGAGGAGGGUUGAGGAAGGAGUACUCGGGCCUGGCCGCUCCAGCUUUUUUGGGGGAAUGUGAACCAGAGGUUUGCCGGGGGGUUUGCUCGCUUCGUCCCGAACGUCCUCACACCAAACUAACGGGAUGGGACAGCAGGUAGGCCGCGUCGGCGAGGGUACAUCGACCGGACUCCAGCCACCACAACCCCACGCGUCUCAGCCUCACCAAGGGAAGGGGAACCGGGGGAGCGGCGCCGGGAGGAGACCCCGAGAACCCGGCAGUAGCACCGGAACACCGCCGGGCAGGACAGCUGUGGUCAAUGCGCCCGAUCCAGCGAUCAACAUAUUCACGCUGCAUUCAGAAGCUCUAACGGAGGCGGUGCGCUGGAGCUCAAAGGAGAACCUACUGGGGGCGGCUGAGAGCGACCCGAACCUCUUCGUUGCACUUUAUGACUUUGUCGCCAGUGGAGACAACACGCUAAGCAUCACCAAAGGUGAGAAGCUGCGCGUGCUUGGCUACAACCAGAAUGGAGAGUGGAGUGAAGUGCGGUCUAAGAACGGCCAGGGUUGGGUGCCCUCAAACUACAUCACACCAGUCAACAGUCUGGAGAAGCAUAGUUGGUACCAUGGACCAGUUUCCCGCAGUGCUGCUGAGUACCUGCUCUCGUCCCUUAUCAAUGGCAGUUUUCUGGUUCGGGAAAGCGAGAGCAGCCCCGGACAACUGUCCAUAUCUCUGCGCUAUGAGGGCAGAGUGUACCACUACCGGAUCAAUACCGCCACAGAUGGGAAGGUGUAUGUCACAUCUGAGAGCCGUUUUGCCACACUGGCCGAACUGGUCCACCACCACUCCACCGUGGCUGAUGGUCUAGUCACCACACUGCACUACCCUGCACCCAAAUGUAACAAGCCCACAGUAUACGGUGUGUCACCCAUCCAUGAUAAGUGGGAGAUGGAGCGCACAGACAUCACCAUGAAGCACAAGCUGGGAGGUGGCCAGUAUGGGGAGGUGUAUGUGGGAGUGUGGAAGAAGUACAACCUCACGGUGGCUGUCAAAACACUCAAGGAGGACACGAUGGAAGUUGAAGAGUUUUUGAAAGAGGCUGCUGUUAUGAAGGAGGUUAAACAUCCCAACCUUGUUCAGCUACUUGGUGUGUGCACAUUGGAGCCUCCCUUCUACAUUGUGACAGAGUACAUGCCACACGGUAACCUACUGGACUACUUGAGAGAUUGUGACAAGGAGGAGGUAAAUGCUGUGGUGCUGCUCUACAUGGCCACUCAAAUCUCCUCUGCCAUGGAAUACCUGGAAAAGAAAAACUUCAUACACAGGGAUCUUGCGGCGAGGAACUGUCUGGUUGGAGAAAAUCAUGUUGUGAAGGUUGCAGACUUUGGCUUGAGCCGGCUGAUGACUGGUGACACCUACACUGCGCACGCCGGCGCCAAGUUUCCUAUUAAAUGGACCGCCCCAGAGAGCCUUGCGUACAACACCUUCUCCAUCAAAUCUGAUGUCUGGGCUUUCGGAGUGUUACUGUGGGAAAUUGCCACCUAUGGCAUGUCACCUUACCCAGGCAUCGAUUUGUCUCAGGUCUAUGAUCUCCUGGAGAAGGGCUAUCGCAUGGAGCAACCUGAAGGAUGCCCACCCAAGGUUUAUGAACUUAUGAGGGCAUGCUGGCAGUGGAGCCCAUUAGAUCGGCCUUCGUUUGCAGAGAUCCACCAAGCCUUUGAAACAAUGUUCCAUGACUCGAGCAUUUCUGAAGAGGUAGCAGAGGAGCUAUGUAAAACGGCCUCCUCUGGUCACUGUGGACCGCCACAUUCUUUCAGUCAUGACAUGCCCCUGUUGCCUUCCAAAUCCCGCACAAUCCACAAGCACACAGAAAACAAGGAAAACAUCGAGGGUGGACUAGAUGGGCGCACCGACCACAGCACGCACACUCACUCAGGCUGGGCUUCUACUUUGCUUGGUAUGGAUAGCCGAUCAGGCAGUUCACCAGCGCUCCCUCGAAAACAGCAACCACGAGACAAAUCUCCCAGCAGCCUUUUGGAAGAUGCACAGGACAUGGGCACAUUCACUCGAGACCGCAAAACUGGCUUCUUCAGCUCUUUCAUAAAGAAGAAAUCUUCUUCCUCUUCCUCGUCCCCUUCUUCUCAACUCCAACAGAAUCUUCCAACUCCACCCAAGAGGAGCAGUUCCUUCCGAGAGAUGGAGACACAGCCCCACAAGAAAUACGAACCCACAGCAGAUUUCUGUGCUCCCCCUCCAAUACCGCAGUCGGACAGUUUAGGGGGAUUUUCUCCUUCUCCCUCCCACUCUCACGGGGAACCCACCCAGACACAGCCCCGCUGCUGUGGAGCUGCAUUUGUACAGAAACCUUCUAGUGGGGGCUUUGGAUCACAAGUGACAAGUGGCAGCAGUUGGAGUGGGUUGGCAGGCUUUUUUACCCCCAGACUUAUCAAAAAGACUUUGGGUUUACGGACAGGAAAGACCGCUUCUUCAGAUGAGGGUGGAAGUAUAGUUGGAGGACCCAAGCCCUUCCCAAGGUCCAAUUCUACCUCCUCAAUGUCGGCCGGGCUGCCAGACUUGGAACGCAUGGCUUUGACUUUACCCAGGAACCGCAGUGCAAAGCCCCCUUUAGAGAGGACUGCCUCCACAACCUCUCAGCCAGAAAACGGAGCUGCACGGCCCUCAGAGACUCUUCUGAGGAGGAUGGAUGAGGGAACUGCACAGAUCAGGGAAAGACCCAAGGCCAAAAUACUACCCCGGGGCACCGCGGUUGGAGUGAGGGCACCAGGGGUUGGGGGCGAAUUGGGAGAAUCGGACAGUCUGUACCGGGUUCGGGAGGGUAGAGAGGAGAGCGUCAGUCUGGACAGGCAACAGAGUUGGUCAUCUCCCUCGAAGACUUCUAGUUCAAGUAUGUCAGCAGCCACAGCAAGUGCACCAACUCACAACCACAAAGUUCCAGUCUUGAUAUCCCCCACACUGAAGCAUAGCCCAGCUGAUGUGCACCUCGUCGGCCUCGACUCUCAGGGGAACCGCUUUAAACUGCUGUCAGAGCACCAAGCAGAUCGGGACAGGCCCCGACUUGUUAAGCCCAAGUGUGCUCCUCCUCCUCCCCCCACUCUGCGAAGUCUGCAGCACUCCUACAGCGGCGAUGGAGAGGAGCAGGUCGGAGCAGCGCCAGUAGAAAUGAACGGAGACACACUGAAAGGUCACAGGUCGGGGCGAACAUCGGGAGGAGCUGCGAUGGGCAGACCAUCAGUGCCACCACCACAAGUGCCUCCUGCAUCUUCUUCCUCCUUUUCCUCUACUAGCUCUGCCACCACCAACACAACACCCACCAAAAUGGCCAAUGGAGCCACCACCACUGCCUCCUCGCACUCGACGCCAUCUGCUGGCUCCAAAGUGGCACUGCGGCGAACGAGACAGCAAGUGGAGAGGGUGCCUCUGGAGCGGGUUAGCCGAGAGACCUUGCUAGAGUGUGCCGAGUGCCUGAGCAGUGCGCUCCAUGCCACUUCUGAAAGCUCCUCCAGCAGUCAAGUGCUGGACGCCGGCCACCAGCUGCUAAACUAUUGCUCAGGUUAUGUGGACUGCAUCCCCCAGAUGAGGAACAAAUUUGCCUUUCGAGAGGCAGUGGGAAAGCUGGAGCUCAGCCUGCAGGAACUGAGAGCCUCAUCUUCAGGAGGUGGAGGGCUGAGCGGUGUCGGGUCCAACACUGUACUGGACAACCUACACAGCUGUAUUAAAGAGAUUAGUGAUGUAGUGCAGAGGUAGCCACUGUGACAACACCAGUCGCCUCUCACUGCCCAACAGAUUGCUUAUAUACCGGUUUUAUUGACAGCUUUUUGGGGGACUAGAUGAGAUUACUCUCUUAAGUACCUCAAAGAAUUCAAAACAAAAUGUAAUUUUUUACUGUUUACAAAAAAAAAUCUGCUUCAUAAAAUGCCAUUGUGGACACUAACUUUGCUCUAAACUGUACAUAUUGAGAAUUGUGAUACCAAACUUAACAUGGUUUAAGUCGCACCACAAAGUGUUUCACCACAAUUCUCCAACUGGCCGUGAUAAAGGCCUCUUCACUCAUUGAAUGUCGAGUUUAUCAGCUGUGUGUUGCCAGCCCAGACUGUAGGUAAUAUUCACUCUGCUCAUUUGUCAGUCUAUCAGAUACUGAGCAGGAAUAAGGGUGGUUGUGCCCAGCCUUACGGAGAGUUAUAAGUUAAAAAAAAAUCCCUCACUUGAUUCACUAACGUGGAGCAUUAGCUGGAUAUUCUGUUUUCACAGUCAAUAUUUCUGUUUUUGUGGACCUGAGUGACCAUAAGCCAUUUUAAAAGCCAUUGUGAUAUGAAGGCUUGCAAAUAGUAUCAGCAUCAGGAUGCAAUCAGAUUGUAGGUUUGGUGAUCUCAAUUUGAUGUUUUUAUUUUGGUGUGUAAAUUUUCUCACGAUUUUUUUUUCAUCAGAAGUUUGACAAACCUCAAAGAAACAGACAUUUUGUUUUACAUGGUUUUUAAGGGUUCAAUAUUUAAACAAUUGCUGAGACAGUGACAUUCCCACAAAUCCUCUGAAGGUGAGACCAUAGAGACAGAUUGAAGGGAACACUAGCGUAAUUCAAAGUUGUGUGCAUUAGCCAAGCGUGUAUAUAAGCUCAAAUGAAAUGCUGUCUUUGCAUUUCAAUAAUACCAAAUACAGGCUUAAUAAAUUCUGAACAUGAUAUUAUGAAACGUGUUUCCCCUACACUAAAAAGUAACUGAAUGUGGGGAGUUUUAUCAUAUGCACAGCAUUUGUCUUUGCGUACUGCAGCGUGACUGAUGUUCACACCUUAACACAGUGCCACAUAAAUGAGGAACACCCCAGUUCCUGAAAGCAUUUCAGUAGUUAUGUCCAGUUGUCUUUGCACACUGCAUUUCUUCUUCGUAUGAUUGAGCAUUAUUAGCAAGCAGCAAGGGGAGGAAGAGCACAGGGUAGCGCAUGAGCAGGUUCACUGGGACAGUAUUUCUUCAAGUGUCCUUCUGUGUAUGGACAGUGCUAGAUUCCCUGUAGCCUUGUCAUGGCCUCAGUGCCUCAAAUUCUUCAAUGUAUGAACACUGCGACAUGCAGAGACCUACUUCACACUAAUCACACCGUACUGAUCUCUCAACAAAAACUGCAGUAUGUCUUCAGCACAUGAGCGAAUUGUAUAUUGUUCGGUUAAAAAAAAUGAGAAAUUGCUUUUAGAAUGUCUAUGUAUGAACUUGAAUUUUAAAUUAUUCUUGUUUUUUUAAGCACAGACCUAUUUUAAGAGAAAAAGUUAUGUAAAUAUUUGAUUUUAUUCAUAUCCAGGAAACAAAAGAUUUAUGUGUGGUCACAGCAUUGAAGAGCAAUGUUUUAGACUGAAGAGAUGUUUUUGAAAGACUAAGGCCCAUCCAUCAGAAUCUGAAUAUUUGCUUUAUGAAUGUAUUAUUCCUUUGUUCUGAACUUGGUCGAAUGUUCAACUGCCUGGUUCUUUAAUCUCUUCAAGGUGCCAUAUUUUUAUUUAUUGUUGGGGUUUUCUUUUCUUUCUUUCUUUUUUUUGGUUUGUUUUUACAAUAACUGGCCCAUACUUUACAUUUUGAUCACAAUAAAUAAGUCCACAUAGCUGCUCUGUUGUUUGAGCAUAAACAAAACCAAGUACAGCACACAGUUUUUUGUUUUAUGAUUUCUUUUCUUUUUUUUUUUUUUUUUGACUCUCAUCUUAAUGUACACUGGAUAAGACCUCAGACACAUGGGUGCGUCGACACUUGUUGCAUAUAAAUACUACAAAAUUUACUUACACUAAUGGUCCAUAACACAAAGAAUGCCUGGUAAUGACAUCUGAUGUGAAUUUAAAAGGAGGGGGGUUCCUUGACCAUUUCAUGCCAUGUAUUUUUAUUGUCAUUAUAAAUCCACCUUUUGCCAAAUAAGAUGCUCUGAGAUGAAGUAAUGGUUGGUUUCAAUUCACUGUGCAUUUCAAACAACACAGAUUGAAGUCUCUCUUUUUUUCCCUUAAUUCUUGGUGCCUUUUUGUGAAACAAUUCAUGUAUAGUCCACCAUAACAGCGAUAAAUCACUGCAAAGCAAAACUCAAGUUCCUUCCGUGAAAUCAUUCAUGUAUUGUUUUUCUUUUCUUUUCUGAGAGAUAGAGAUAACUUUAUCACUGCAAGCGAGCAUCUCUUUCACCAGAUGCAAACUUGAAACCAAAAGGUGCACUUUUAUUAAAUCAAUGUGUUUGAAAACUCA
Salarias fasciatus (jewelled blenny) is the source of this 6484-nucleotide messenger RNA. RefSeq names its product c-abl oncogene 2, non-receptor tyrosine kinase (gene abl2). Gene Ontology annotation, biological process: protein phosphorylation. The transcript is spliced from 11 exons. The record is from RefSeq and is a predicted model, not a curated record. The coding region runs from base 411 to 4031 and encodes 1206 amino acids. NCBI's taxonomy places the organism in Eukaryota, Metazoa, Chordata, Actinopteri, Blenniiformes, Blenniidae. Gene Ontology annotation, molecular function: ATP binding; protein binding; non-membrane spanning protein tyrosine kinase activity.